UGAGGUGUUCAUACUUUAUAUCUACAUGUACAUCUCUACUAGAUAUUUAUUUCUCUAUUUAUAUCAAAAGAAGCUGAAGGAAAUGAAUUUUGAACCCUCACCUUGUACAGCUCUGUCAUAUCAUCCUGAUCCACACAUAUCACGGUUUGUGGACACGUCAACCCAUUUUUCUUGUAAGGAACGGUAUUAUCGUACAGCCAUGUCUCAGACUUCGCAAGGUUCAGACAACAGAAGCCCUGGUGUAUUUGAUCGUCUCUGGGAGUUUCUAGGACCAAUGCAUUCUGUACAACCCAUUGACUUGAAUUUUUCCAGUGAUCCAACAGAGAAAGGUCCUACAAAUAAGAUUGAAAUUAGCAUGGAUUGCAUCAGGAUGCAGGAUUAUGACCUGACUGACCCAAUGUGGCCGCAGUAUACAAACUUGGGCCUGCUGAAUAGUAUGGAACAGCAGAUACAGAAUGGUUCUUCUUCUACCAGCCCUUAUGCCAACGAGCAUGCACAGAACAGUGUGACAACACCAUCUCCAUAUGCUCAGCCAAGCUCCACCUUUGAUGCCUUGUCUCCUUCUCCAGCCAUUCCUUCAAAUACUGAUUACCCAGGAUCUCACAGCUUUGAUGUCUCAUUUCAGCAGUCCAGCACGGCCAAGUCUGCUACGUGGACGUAUUCUACAGAUCUGAAGAAGCUCUACUGCCAAAUUGCCAAGACUUGUCCAAUUCAGAUCAAAGUGAUGACUCCACCGCCACAAGGAGCCGUUAUAAGGGCAAUGCCAGUCUACAAGAAGGCCGAACACGUCACAGAAGUUGUAAAACGUUGCCCGAACCAUGAGCUCAGUCGAGAGUUUAAUGAGGGUCAAAUGGCACCUGCCAGUCACCUCAUAAGAGUGGAGGGACACAGCCAUGCACAGUAUGUGGAAGAUCCAAUUACUGGGAGACAGAGUGUUCUGGUGCCAUAUGAGCCUCCACAGGUUGGCACAGAAUUCACAACGAUAUUAUAUAAUUUCAUGUGCAACAGCAGCUGUGUUGGGGGAAUGAAUCGUCGGCCAAUUCUGAUUAUUGUAACCCUGGAAACUAGAGAUGGUCAAGUACUUGGACGCAGGUGUUUCGAGGCUCGGAUUUGUGCCUGUCCAGGCAGAGACAGAAAAGCAGAUGAGGACAGUAUCCGGAAACAGCAAGGUUCAGACAGCACUAAAAAUGGAGAAGGUAUGAAGCAAUCUUUCCGACAGACCACACAUGGUAUUCAGAUGACGUCUGUGAAAAAACGGCGGUUACCAGAUGAUGAGGUGUUAUACCUACCUGUAAAAGGCCGGGAGAUAUAUGAAACGUUAUUAAAGAUUAAAGAGUCUCUGGAGCUCAUGCAGUACAUUCCACAACAUACCAUUGAGACCUACAGACAGCAGCAGCAGCAUUUACUGCAGAAACAGGACAGAAGCCUACAAAGCAACAUGCCUGGCUCCCGAAAUACAGGGAGGAGUGACAUCUUCUCCAGACAUCAAUGGCAAAAAAGAAUGCAGAGCAGCCCCAACUACAUGGAACACAAUCUAAAGUAUUCUCCAAUAGAACAAGAUGUCAGAGACGAAAAUUACCUAAAUGAACGAUUAAUUGUUUGUCAACAGAACAUCCCUGUUUACACACAGUGGUUUCCAGCGACAAACAGUGAUUUUAUGCAAGACAUAAAUGAUGGAUCACUCGAUAAACAAGCUUUACAAGGAUCAUUACAAGGACAACCUUCUUUUGGCUCUGCCUCUCCCCCCCUCAGCAAGAUGAAUAAUAUGAACAAGCUGCCUUCAGUUAGCCAGCUGAUGAAUCCACAGCAGAGAAAUUCCCUCACACCAAAUGCCAUGACAGAUGGUAUGGGAUCUAACCUUCCCAUGAUAAGUGCACAUAUGCCAAUGGCUGGUGAUCUUAACGGACUAAGCCCACCACAAACACUGCCUCCUUCCCUAUCCAUGACAACCACAUCACACUGCACCCCUCCUCCUCCAUAUCCAACAGACUGUAGCAUCUCCAGUUUUUUAGCGAGAUUGGGAUGUUCAUCCUGUCUGGACUAUUUCACUACCCAGGGCUUGAGCAGCAUCUAUCAGAUUGAGCACUACUCCAUGGAGGACUUGAUUAGCCUCAAGCUUCCAGAGCAGUUUCGCCAUGCAAUCUGGAAAGGUCUAGUAGAACAUAGGCAAAUCCAUGAGUACUCAUCGCCUCCUCAUUUGCUGCGGACAACAAGCAGUGCUUCUACCGUCAGCGUGGGAUCCAACGAAUCUCGCAGUGAAAGAGUAAUUGAUGCUGUGAGGUUCACACUGCGCCAGACCAUCUCCUUCCCACCCCGUGACGAUUGGAAUGACUUCAAUUUUGAUAUGGAUGCUCGCAGAAAUAAGCAGCAGCGCAUUAAGGAGGAGGGCGAAUGACUAACUUCUUGCCUUUCCUAUUAAUGUUGCCAUGCAGGGCCAAUAUUAUAUUUUCAACUUAUCUGUUUCCAUCACUCGCCAUUGUAUUUAUGUGUAUAUAUAUGUAUAGGGGAGAUGGUGGGGAGCAGUCGUAAGUUAGAGAUGAAGAUUUUAAGCUAAGUAUAUGUCUCCGUUGCCAUCAGUAACUUAUAUUGCAGCUCUGUAAAGCCCUGUGCAGAAAUGAAGCAUCAUCCAACUGUAUGGAUAAUAAAUUUCAGUAUGAAUAAUUCAUUAUAACGAAGGGUGACAACAGAAAAUGUUGUCGAAGGAUCUGAUCACAUGUCAUGUAUCGGUUACACCAAAUCCUACAAGGUCAAUGCUAUUUAUCCCUAAGACUACAUUUCAUUUCACUGUAAAAGUGGUGGCCAUAUCUUUCUUUUGCCCUAUUUUGUACUGAACUCAUACAAUGUUACUGUGUUCAUUUCUUACAGUAUUUCUUCACUGUGUCUUUACAAGACUACACCCAAUAGAUAUACACCCAGCAAUUAUCUGCUCUAUAACUGUAAUGUCUGGGUAGUUGAAAGAAAGAAGCUCCCUGUGCCAGCUUGUGUAGGCCCUGCCAAUACUGUUUUUCAGACAUGGAAUUAUUUAGAUACCCACGCCAGUUCACGUGGAUUUGUUGCACUUAUUAAAUCGUUGUCGUUCCUUUGAUCAGGAUUCAAGCAUUUCUUAUGGUUUGCCCACGAGGACCAUUUAGCAGAACCAAUGGAAGCUUUGCAUUUGUUACAGUGGAUGAUUGAAUUAUAUCAAUGAGGAUGAUCUACUGGAAUGAGUCAAAUGUGCUUUAGCUCUUAGCAGCCAAUCAGGAAUUAGCUUUGUGCAUAGGCUUCUUCACCCCAAAAGUGUUUACAUUUCAUUACUGCUGUAUAUUUCAUAGCCCAGAUAUUCUGAUCUUAGUAGACUUGAUGUACAGUAUAGUAGUAUCCUACAUCUGUAUAAGCACUUGGUUUUCUUCUCACUAGCUGUUUCGGAUAUGUGUCCUGACCAGUCCAUUGGCAAAAUCUUGUACAGAUGAGUCUUAUGUAUAAAAACUGUCUCAGACGGCAACUUUUGUCCAUUAAGACAGCUUUGAUAUAUAAGACCCAAUGUAUUUCCCUGAAUCACCUUAGACAACGGUACCGUUUGUUGGAGUCUUAUUAUUUUGGAUGAUUUGUGUUAAUUUAGGCUUGAUGAAUAAUAUAUGAAAGAGCAGCAUUACUUGCAUUGUGAGAGUGAGUUACAGAGUCUAAAGUGGAUCUAUCAUCAAAAUAUUGUCUAAGCCACUAAGAGGAAAUGUAUUGGACUCCUAGUUAUAAGGCUCAGUAUUCAUGACAUUUUGUACAUCCCACUCAUGCCAAUAUAUGGUCAGGCACUUAGGGGGGAAUUUUUGACUUAGAAGAGUCACAAAUCCACCAGAUUUACAACUUUUCAAUGCAUGGGUGACUUUUCUAGUCACAUACUGCAUUUUACGCCGCCCUCACUAAGUCUACGAAAAGGGGCAUGGCAAGGGCAGAAGUGAGCGUGUUACGAGAAA
Bufo bufo (common toad) is the source of this 3947-nucleotide messenger RNA. It is a transcript of the gene TP63, whose product is annotated as tumor protein p63. Bases 26 to 2395 code for a protein of 789 amino acids. Gene Ontology annotation, molecular function: protein binding; RNA polymerase II cis-regulatory region sequence-specific DNA binding; DNA-binding transcription factor activity, RNA polymerase II-specific. Lineage: Eukaryota; Metazoa; Chordata; Amphibia; Anura; Bufonidae. Gene Ontology annotation, cellular component: nucleus. Gene Ontology annotation, biological process: apoptotic process; protein tetramerization; regulation of transcription by RNA polymerase II. The record is from RefSeq and is a predicted model, not a curated record. The transcript is spliced from 16 exons.